This is a messenger RNA of Labrus mixtus (cuckoo wrasse), 2495 nucleotides long. It is a transcript of the gene sparta, whose product is annotated as spartin a. Lineage: Eukaryota; Metazoa; Chordata; Actinopteri; Labriformes; Labridae. The record is from RefSeq and is a predicted model, not a curated record. Gene Ontology annotation, cellular component: plasma membrane. Gene Ontology annotation, biological process: cell division; negative regulation of BMP signaling pathway. The transcript has 8 exons. Bases 167 to 1984 code for a protein of 605 amino acids.
UGAAUUGGUAAGUGAAGUGAACUUAUUUAAUGAGAGAAGACGUUUCAACAUCCACGACAGUACAGGGAAACUGUCUAAAAUGAAUACAAGGACUCUCUGAGACAACUUUUUUUUCCUUUUAGGUUAAAUUAACAUCCGUUUCAAGUCUCUGUAUCUUCUCAUCAGCAUGGCAGAGCCUGCUGAGCUGCUGCUCAUCAGAGACCAGUAUGAGUUGGCGUUUCAGUCUCUGAGCCGUGGCCUGGCAGCUGAAGAAGCCGGGAAAAAAAUGGAGGCCCUGGAGUAUUACAGGAAAGGUCACCAACACCUUACCCAAGGAGUGGAGAUCCCCACUAGGGGGGCAAGGCAGCAUGGAGCGACGUGGGACAUGGCCAGACAGCUUCAGCAGAAGAUGAGAAACACGCUGCAGACGGUCAACACCCACCUCUCUGACAUGGAGACCUCUCAGCAAAAAACAGGAUUACAGAGAGGCCAUCUAUUAAAGGAUCUUCAGCCUCCCCAAAGCUCCCUACACCACCUCUACCCAAGACUACCUGCUACCAACCAGAAUACAAUCCCAACCCCUAGAACGCCCCCUCCCAGGCCUCCCUCCCCUGCUGUUCUGCACACAUGCACAGUCCCUGCAGCCGUGCCAGGAACAACAGCCAUGGCAAAUACAGGGGAACAACCUCCGGCAUAUACACUGGCGCCAACAGCCGGCCAUCGCAGCCUGGCUUGUGGUCCUGCUGGAGGGAGCCUCCAGACUGGAGCCACUGGAGGAAGAGAUGGACAUGAGCUGCUUUUAAUCCAUUCAGGGGUGCAGAUGUUUUUCGUGGCACCAAAUGGACAGGUCAGCUCCCUGUCUUAUCCAGGCUUCCUUCGCAUCAUUACAUUUGACAACCAGCAAAAGGAUUUCACAGCAGGAAGGCCCUCAGCAUUUAUACAUGUGUGUGACUGGCUGUACCCGCUGACAACAGACACCCCAGUCCUUCUGGCUAAUUCUGGGAUCUACAUGUUCCCUGACUGUCUGUCCGAGUCUCCAGGGUCCUACGUGGGUUUAGUGUUGUCCUCUGAACUGCCAACUGCUGACAGAGAGAUGUUCCAGGACAUGCUGUCGCAGCUGGCUGACCUCAGAAUCCAGGGUCCAGAGGGGUCGGGGUCACAAGUUAUCAACCUGAGUGAGAAAAUCCCCCUUGGUACCCCAAAAGAUGAUCAAACAGUGCUGAGCGUGCCCGCAGGGGAGAAGGGAAAACUACUUCCUGGAUGGAGUGAGAAGAUGGCACAAGGAAUCUUGUCAGGCGCUACAAAGUUGAGUGUAGGGUUUGUUAAAGGAGCAGAGGCAACUGGAAGGGCCAUUCAUAAAGGAGCAGCCAAGAUCCGGGACCACAUCACUCCUGAGGACACUCCUACAGAGGUCAGCCCCCGUGUCACCAAAAGUCUUCAGGUGGCUAAAACGGCCAGCGGGGGCGCUGUUCGGGUCAGCCAAUUCAUGGUUGAUGGAGUCAGUGCAGUGGCAGGACAUGUGGCAGAGAAGAUGGCACCACAUGUGAAGAAACAUGGUGCUAAACUCGUCCCAGAGUCUAUGAAGAGUAAAGAUGGCCGCCCUUCCAACUUGGAUGGAGCCAAGUUAGUGGCAGUCAGCAGUGUACAAGGUUUCUCUACUAUUUGGACUAGUCUGGAGACCGGAGCAAAGCUUAUUGGCAAAAGCGUUACAGCAGAGACUGUCAAUAUUGUGACAUAUAAGUAUGGUAAUGAUGCAGGUGCAGCCACAGGCACUGGUCUCAAGUCAGCGAUCAAUGUUGGUGUUACUGCGCACAACAUCGACAAUCUGGGAAUUAAAGCCAUCCUGAAGACCGCAGGCAAGCAGACUGCCAAGGCCAUGGUGAAAAGCCCAGGUGAAAAGCCAGGAGACAUUGAGAUGAAGGAGGCCCAGAAAAGAGAACAUCAGCCAGAGAAGAAUACAGAGGAAUUAAAGAAAGAAGAGGACGAGAAGAAAAAAAAAUGUUAAAAUAAUUUAAAACUUGGAGUAAGUCUGAGUCAGAAUUACAUUUUUAUUCUUUUUUUAAAGUUAUUAAUGUCUCUAGGUCAAGGUAACAGGGCAACAAUACUUAAAUUCUGAAACUACAGUACUUGUUUUUGUGGUAGUAUUUUAACCUGUCAUAGCUACUGAAAUGUAUUUUAGUCAAUUUUCUGUGCUUGUUUUCAUUUAGAUUCAUAGCUUUAACAGUAAAAGGUUAACGUGUUGAUUCUACACAUGCAUUGGAAUGCAUAGAUGGGUUUGAAAAUGGCCAUAAUGUAAAAUAAAACAAAUGCAGUACAUAAAGAAAUGUUAAUACCACAUUUUAACUACUAUUAUAAAUACCUUUUUUUUUACAAGGAAUGUUUAAUGAAAGUUAGCCUAAUUCGGAGAUGAAGUUAUAUUUCAUGCUAAUAAAGCGUGAAAUGAGCUUUAUCAAAUGGCUUGAAAUGUACAUCAUAGCUGUGUCCCAUUCCAGCGACCGCAGUAUGUAGUAAUGUAU